GUCAGCCAGCCAGCCAGUCAGUACUGCACACUGCCAUCGCUCUCCUCACGCUGCUAGAGGCGCGUGAGCAGGAGUAACUGCCAUCGCUCUGUGCCCAGCCGCGCGUCUCGUCCCUUCGCUCGCUGCUGCUAGCUCGAUCGUCGGCCGGAGCCAUGGGCGGUGGUGGCGCGGCGGCCGUGGCGGCGGCGCUGGUGGUGGUGGUGCUGUGGGCGGGCGUGGCGUCGGCGGCCGUGUACGAGGUGGGCGACAAGACCGGGUGGACCAUCAUGGGCAACCCCGACUAUGCCGCCUGGGCCAACUCCAAGAAGUUCCACCUCGGCGACACUGUUGUGUUCACGUACAACAAGCAGUUCCACAACGUGCUGGCAGUGAGCAAGGCGGACUACAAGAACUGCGACGCCACCAAACCGACGGCCACCUGGUCCACGGGCAACGACUCCGUCGUCCUCAACACCACGGGCCACCACUACUUCCUCUGCGGCUUCACGGGCCACUGCGCCGCCGGCCAGAAGGUGGACAUCCGCGUCGCCGCCUCCUCUGCUGCCCCUUCCGCGUCCCCCACCGCCGCACCGUCCCCGACCCCCUCCGGCUCCAAGCCCUCCGGCGGCGCCACGGCCGCGCCGUCGCCGCACCCCAACGCCGCGCCGAAGGCCCUCUCCGCCAGCUCCCUGGCAGCGACCGUCGCCGCGUCCCUGCUCUCUCUAGCCGCGGCCGUGCUUGCAUGAUCAGGGUCAUGUGGUGUCUGUCGGCUAGGGGACGUUGCCUUUGUGAAUUGUGAGGGACCGUACCGUGUCUGUGGCCGUAUGAGCAUUUAGCACCUGGAUCUGUGCUUGUUUUCCCUUUUUUUUUCCCCCGCCUGGUUUCAUGCACUGCUCUGAUUCUGUGGAUCCUGGUAUGCCAUGGGGAUUUCUGCCGGUUGUUAAUUAAUUUCCUCAUGUUUUGGGCUGUUUAUAUUCGUCUGAAAUUCGGUGUGUUUUACGCUGA
Messenger RNA from Sorghum bicolor (sorghum), 984 nucleotides. RefSeq names its product mavicyanin. NCBI's taxonomy places the organism in Eukaryota, Viridiplantae, Streptophyta, Magnoliopsida, Poales, Poaceae. The record is from RefSeq and is a predicted model, not a curated record. The coding region runs from base 153 to 725 and encodes 190 amino acids. Gene Ontology annotation, molecular function: electron transfer activity. Gene Ontology annotation, cellular component: plasma membrane. The transcript is spliced from 2 exons.